This is a messenger RNA of Capronia epimyces CBS 606.96, 876 nucleotides long. RefSeq lists its product as uncharacterized. The record is from RefSeq and is a predicted model, not a curated record. Bases 1 to 876 code for a protein of 291 amino acids. The transcript has 5 exons. Gene Ontology annotation, cellular component: intracellular anatomical structure. Gene Ontology annotation, molecular function: oxidoreductase activity, acting on NAD(P)H, oxygen as acceptor. NCBI's taxonomy places the organism in Eukaryota, Fungi, Ascomycota, Eurotiomycetes, Chaetothyriales, Herpotrichiellaceae.
AUGUCCAGAGAUCGGGACGGCACGGCGGACGCGCCGACCAUCCAAGAAAAGCUGCCUGAUCCUCAACGGGCGCCGCUGCGGCUCAGCGAGUUCGACCUGCAAGACAAGGUCUUUGUCGUCACCGGUGGCGGCCGUGGACUUGGCUUGACUUUGGCCGAGGCACUGGUCGAGGCUGGCGCCAAAGUGUACUGUCUGGACCGGCUCCCGGAGCCUGACGACGAGUUCCGUGACGUUCAAACCCGGCUGGGACCCAAAUACGGCGGCGAACUGCUCUACGACCGAAUCGACGUGCGGCAGGCCGACGACGUGGACCGCGUGGUGGCCCGCAUUGCCCAACGACAUGGCCGCAUGGACGGCUGCGUCACCGCCGCCGCGGUGCAGAACGUCACGCCCGCGCUCGACUAUCCGGCCGACAAGAUCAUGGAGAUGCUGGACAUCAACUACAAGGGCGUCUACUGCACCGCCGUCAGUUGCGCCCGCCAGAUGAUCAAGUACGACUGCGCCGGCUCCAUCUUGCUGGUCGCCAGCAUGAGCGGCCUGGUCGCCAAUCGCCGCCUGACUUCGUCCGUGUACAAUUCGUCAAAGGCCGCUGUGUGUCAGUUGUCCCGAAGCCUGGCCAUGGAAUGGGCGAAGAUCGUCAAUGGUAAACCCAUUCGAGUUAAUGCAUUGUGUCCUGGCAACAUCAUCACGCCUAUGGUGUUGAAGAAUUUCGAAGACGACCCGAAACUGAAAGCAGCAUGGGAGCAGGGGAAUAUGCUCGGCCGUCUAUCCCACCCGCACGAAUAUCGAGGAGCCGCUCUAUUUGCUCUGAGUGACGCGAGCUCUUUCAUGACUGGGUCACAGCUCGUCAUCGAUGGCGGUUACACCGCAUGGUAA